AUGCGUUUGAAAGUAGAAAAUAUAGUUGACAAUGUAGAUCUCGUGGCAUUAACCUGCGAUAUUCGGAGUGAGAUGAUGACCGUUACCACUUAUUCAGGGGUUACUGCUCAUUAUUUGCAAGAAGACAAACUAGUGUCACGUUGCAUAGCUACCGUUGCACUGGAUCAGCGUCAUACUGGUAAUUUUAUCGCUGAAAAAUUAAAAGAAAUUUGUGCAGGUAUAUACAUCAGUUUGGAUAAAAUAACUGCAGUAGUUACAGACAAGCGCUCGAACAUGAUAGCCGGCAUAGCAAAUUUUCUAGAAAAGAACAAACAUUUACCAUGCUUUGCUCAUACAAUUAAUCUAAUCGCUGAAUCUGCCAUGUCAGUCAAUGAUUUAGGAACAUUAGUAAGCACUGAGUCUCAACCUCUCAAACUGAUUUUAGACGUGAAGACUCGGUGGAAUUCCGUCUAUUAUAUGCUACAGAGAUACAUUGAAUUAGCACCAAUAGUUCAUCAAAUUUUGAUGUUAAAUACAAAAGCACCACCCACACCAUCGGCUGUAGAAAUGCAAAAUAUUAAAACAUUGAUUUGUAUUUUGAAACCGCUGGAGUAUGUAACCAAAGAGUUAUCAGGUGACAGUAUGUAA
Messenger RNA from Ctenocephalides felis (cat flea), 627 nucleotides. RefSeq lists its product as uncharacterized. The transcript has a single exon. NCBI's taxonomy places the organism in Eukaryota, Metazoa, Arthropoda, Insecta, Siphonaptera, Pulicidae. The record is from RefSeq and is a predicted model, not a curated record. The coding region runs from base 1 to 627 and encodes 208 amino acids.